Heterobilharzia americana is the source of this 1953-nucleotide messenger RNA. The record is from the annotation of a GenBank genome assembly. NCBI's taxonomy places the organism in Eukaryota, Metazoa, Platyhelminthes, Trematoda, Strigeidida, Schistosomatidae.
AUGAAUAUAUGUGUCAUCUUGACCAUUUUAUUUGCUAGUUUAAACGUGUUUUGCUGUAGCAAGAUCACUGAAUACAUUUACAGUUAUGUACCCUCCGCUCUAACAUCAUUCUGCACCCGAAGGUUAAAUCUUACAGGGCAAGUUGGCUGUUCCAGUGAUAUCAGCGGAAAUUCUGGAGUUGCUGUAUUCAUAGAUGGGUCAAAUGAUGUUCUGGAUAGCAUAAAUUCAGACGUAGUGACUCCUUUUAUCAUAGUCCUGGGAACCAAAGAGUUUACCAACUCUUCCUUGACGCAAUAUUUCCGUUCGAAACAAAAUAUCAAGGGUCUUGUUGUACUCUCCAGUAAGACAGAGGACUUCGAUAAUUAUGCGUUUUCUGAGUCUUCAACAUGUCCAAAUGGUCUAUAUAGUGCCUACAAAUGGUCUGAGCAAUGCGGCAAUGGCACACAGUGGAAUCCAGCAGGGUCGGGAUAUUCGUACAUCAGUUGGCCGUUUCCUGUUGUUCAUGUAGCUGAUGUCAACAACACUAUCAAAGAUGCCAUUUAUGAUUGUUUCUCAAAGUUCAACGUAGUACCUGUGGAUGACACAAGGUGCUCCAUUGAAAUUAGUAAUCCCAUGUCAGCCGUUGGAUCUUCGGAAACUUGCUUCCGUCGGCAGUAUCUUAUGUCACUCCAUAUAUCGGAGAAUACAGAAAUUUUCUGUGAUGAACUUACGGGACUAAACAUUGUUCUGCUAGCUACUAAUUCUUCUAAUCACUCAUUGGAUUAUAAUGCAAUGAAUAUCAGUACUUGUAAUCGGCUUGAAAAUUCUUCACUCUUUGUGCUGACAAGAAUGGACUCUCGGAGCAUGUUUGAACGCAGUGGAUUUUCAAGUCAAGGUGUACUCCCAAGUAUUGCAGUUUUAAUUUCAGUAGCAGCGCAUUUGAUGGGACAAGAAAACUUAAAAAAUUCUGGGUCUGCCAAGGACUUAUUCUUUGGAUUUUUGGACAAUGAAGCUUAUGAUUUCAUGGGAUCGUAUAGACUUUCAUAUGAUUUAAGUUCUGGAAAUAUUGGCCGUUAUACUGGCAGUCCAGUGAUGUGGGAUAAUGUGUAUGGUAUUAUUGAGUUGGGUGAACUUGGACUUUCUCAAAAACACAGCGAUAUUCCUACAUUUUACAUGUUGUCAGACGCUAAAACAUACAAACAGACUCGAAAUUCUACUGAUGUUCUUUUCUCUUAUCUAACUGCUGCGAGUAAUGCCAGUAGGAGAGUUAGCUUAGAACGACCUUCAGAUUUAUUACAAGCGUUACCAUUGCCUCCUACAGCCCAUGUGAUGUUGAGUGACCACGUUGGUCCGCCUAUUUUGAACAAACAUUUUGAAAGCUUUCUUGACACAACAUGGCCCCCAACAGAUAAUCCUACAGCAGAUUCAAAUCUUUUAGAUUUCGCCAAUACCUUAGCAGAUGCUUUACACAGAAUUGUUUCCUCAAACCAUUCACCUAUCCCUUCAAAUAUUACUUAUCCGAAGCCUAGUGAUAUUAUGCAUUGUUUUUCAACAGAUCCUGGAUGUGAUCUUUUCAAAAAGUACCUCAGUCCUGAAGAUUUUCAGUUCUUAAAAAUGUUAAGAACACCGGUGCCUGCACAGUCCUACUUGCCCCUAGGUCGACCAGAAAUGAAGGUAUCACAUCUGGUUAGUAUCUUGUUAAUGGGACUUACUGGUAGACGAACUUCGAGUCCUGCAUGUCCACCUUCUGAUGAGAGAGGUCCGUAUACCUAUUGGAUGGGAUAUUUCAAUGGUUCUGAGCAGUGUUAUUUUGCGCAGAUGGACAUAAUGUCACGCUUUUUGUUAAUGGAAGGAGAAAAGCUGAAAGCUCCAGCAUGGAUGCGCAGCCGCGAAUAUUCUGGCAGAUUCAUACGGUGGUACCGAGCAGCAUCCCCAACAGUCGAUGGACUUAGUAUUGCGCUAGGAAGACUAUGA